Messenger RNA from Elgaria multicarinata webbii, 4973 nucleotides. RefSeq names its product kinesin family member 14 (gene KIF14). The transcript is spliced from 29 exons. Gene Ontology annotation, molecular function: ATP binding; microtubule motor activity; microtubule binding. NCBI's taxonomy places the organism in Eukaryota, Metazoa, Chordata, Lepidosauria, Squamata, Anguidae. The record is from RefSeq and is a predicted model, not a curated record. Bases 1 to 4965 code for a protein of 1654 amino acids. Gene Ontology annotation, biological process: microtubule-based movement.
AUGCCUAUCUAUAUAGUUCCGAAGAGAAGCCAUAUUAGUGUGGUUGGUGAUUCUUCACAAAAGCAUCCCCCAGAAACUGUCUGUGCUAGAAACAGGUUUGGACAACAAUUUACACCACACAUAUCAGCAAAGGAGGAAAGCAAUCCAUUGUCACAGUCCCUUAGUACAACGAAAGACAUAAACAGGACCUAUGUGCUUUCGGCCUGUACCAAACUGGCUGAUGCCUUGCCUGCUGUUACAACUGAGGGCAAGUUGACCCUCCAGAGACGAACUGUGGCAAAUGAAGAACAAUCCAAUAAGAAUGCAACACAAGACAGUGAAAACACACAAACAGAAAGAAGAUUGAUGCUGCAGCGCCGUACGAGAACUGGAUCGACUGAGAAACAUAAAGCAAAUAACAUUUAUGAAGCUAGAGCAGAAAAUGCGGUGUCUCUACCACAGAAGAGUAACAAAACUUCAUUUCCUCCAAAAACUAACAGCAGUGACCCUCCACUUGUUAAGAGUGAUCUUCAAUCACUUAAAGGCUGCAGGGAUGGAAAGAUAAAUCCUGAUAUGAAAAAUGGUUUGCUUUUUAAACCUAGUAGUUCAAAUGUUACUGGUAGCUACACGCCUUUGACAUACAGGACAGUUGUUGCUGAUUCACAGUGUCAAAACGAGGUUCCUAGAUCGUCGCUCUUAACGACAGCUAAACCAGGUGAUAGGGCAUCUGCAACAAAAGUGACUGAAAAACAUAAUUUCAGUAAGGAAAAUGGAAGUGAAACCACACUAAAAAGAUUUCUUAAAAAUGAAAAUUUGGAAGGGCAGAAGACACCAAGGAAAGGUACAGCUGAAGGAAUUAGAUUUACUCCCAAAUGUGGACCUGUUCAGUAUGCCAGGAGUCCUGCUCUCUCCACUGUAAAGAAUAAGACACAAUGUCUUCAAACAGUAUCACAAAAGAAUACCAGUAGUUCAAAUGCAUUUACCCUGAGUAGUAAAAAUGAAAGGGUGCAAGAAAAUCCUACAUAUAUUCAACCAACUGCUUCACUGAAAGAAGAUACUCUAAUGCAGAAUAUGUGCACAAAAAACGACCCUUUCAAAAUAGAGAAUAGUAAAGUAACUGUGGCUGUGAGAGUACGCCCCUUUAGCAUCAGAGACAAAAAUGAAGAAACGUUCCAGGUCGUUUCCAUGGCUGGACAAGAGACUGUUGUUUGCCAUCCAGAUACAAAACAAACCCACAGUUUCAUGUUUGACUUUUCAUUCUGGUCUUUUGAUAAGUGUCAUAACUUUGCAAGCCAAGAAAUGGUAUAUCAGUCCUUGGCACUGCCUCUCCUAGAAAGGGCUUUUGAAGGAUACAAUACCUGCCUAUUUGCAUAUGGACAGACUGGUUCUGGAAAGUCAUAUACCAUGAUGGGAUUUGAUGAUGGUGAACAAGGAAUAAUACCAAGAUUCUGUGAAGAUCUUUUUACUCAAAUAGCAAAACCACAAACUCAACAGAUUAUUCAUCAUCUUGAAAUGAGCUAUUUUGAAGUCUACAAUGAAAAAAUUCAUGACUUGCUUGUCCUCAAAGCUGAAAAUUGGCAGAAGAAGGUACCUCUUCGUGUAAGAGAACAUCCAGUAUUUGGACCUUAUGUGGAAGACUUGACAGUGAAUGUUGUUAAUUCUUACUCGGAUAUUCAGCAUUGGCUCCAGUUAGGAAAUAAAUACAGAGCUACGGCUGCUACAGGCAUGAAUGACAAGAGUUCUCGAUCUCAUUCUGUUUUCACACUGGUGAUGACACAAACGAAGAUAGAUACUGUGGAAAAGGAAGAACGUGAACAUAGAAUUAUCAGUCGUGUUAAUCUGAUAGACCUAGCGGGUAGUGAACGCUGCUCUACAGCUCAAACCAGUGGAGAAAGACUGAAGGAAGGUGCGAGUAUAAACAAAUCGCUGUUAACUUUGGGGAAAGUUAUUUCUGCACUGUCUGAGCAAAAUCAGAGCAGGAAGAAGGUGUUCGUUCCAUACCGAGAUUCUCUCCUUACAUGGCUGCUCAAGGAAAGCCUUGGUGGAAAUUCAAAAACUGUUAUGAUUGCCACAAUAAGCCCAGCUGCCAGUAAUGUAGAGGAAACUCUUAGUACUCUUCGAUAUGCUAAGCAAGCUUGUUUCAUAGUCAAUAUUGCCAAAGUAAAUGAAGACAUCAAUGCUAAGUUAAUCCGAGAAUUGAAGGCUGAAAUUGAGAAACUGAAAUUGGCUCAAAGGAAUGUUCAGAAUGUUGCCCCUGAAAAGCAGAGACUUUACAUACAAGAAAUAACAUCUCUAAGAAUGAUGCUACACCAACAAGAGAGGGAGAUGGCUGAGAUGCAAAGGGCCUGGAAAGAAAAACUUGAACAAGCAGAAAAAAAGAAAUUUGAAGAAACAAUGGAGUUACAGAAAGCAGGUAUUACAUUCAAGGUAGAUAACAGUCUUCCUAACCUGGUCAACCUCAAUGAAGAUCCCCAGCUCUCUGAGAUGUUGCUGUACAUGAUAAAGGAAGGAGAAACUACCGUUGGGAAAUGCAAGCCAAAUUCAUGUCAUGAUAUUCAGUUGUCUGGCAUUUUAAUUGCUGAUGACCAUUGUGUGAUCAAACAGAUGGAUGGUGCAGUGAGCAUUAUUCCACUGGGAGAAGCGAAGACAUACGUUAAUGGGAAAUGCAUUUCAGGGCCUACAUUUCUGCGUCAUGGUGAUCGCAUCAUUCUUGGAGGUGACCACUAUUUUCGAUUUAAUCAUCCAGUAGAGGUUCAGAAAGUCAAAAGUCUGCAUUGUGGGGCUUCCCUUCCUGAGGAUGGUCCAAAAGGUUUUGAAUUUGCAAAAGAUGAAUUGCUGGCUGCACAGAGGGCUCAACUUGAAUCAGAAAUAGAAGAAGCACGGCUAAAAGCUAAGGAAGAAAUGAUGCAAGGCAUUCAAAUUGCAAAAGAAAUGGCUCAAGAAGAGCUUAGUUCUCAGCAAAAGAAUUAUGAGAGCCAGAUAAAGUCAUUAGAAACACAGCUGGAAGAAGAAUCCCGUAGGAAACAGUUGCAGGAAACGAAUAAUCAAAUGGCUGCAAACAAAAUUCAAGAGCUGGAGAAAGCAAAGCGAGGUCUUGAGCUAGAGGUAAACUUCAUCAAGAAGCACUUGGAAAUGGAGAAAUUGGCUGCCAAAGAGGUUUUAGAAGAUCAUGUAAUUUGUCGUGCCAAGAUUCUUGAAGCUCUGGAAUCUGAGAAGCAGAAAAUUGCUCAGGAAGUGCAAAUAUUUCAGCAGAGUCGGGGAAAUAGAAAUAAAGAACCAAACUGGAAUUCUUUAAAACUGUCCAUGAUGAUCAAGGAGGCCAACACUAUUAGCAGUAAAUUAGAAAAACACACUGUUUUUUGUAGACAUGAUGCAAUGGAUACAGAAAAUGGUCCCAGCCCUUCUCUUCAAGUGCAGGUCCGUAACAUCAGGCUGGGUGUUUCAACUUUCUGGAGCCUGGAGAAAUUUGAAGACAAACUCGCUACAAUGAAAGAGGUCUACGAGACAAACAGUAAUAACAAAACCGAUGAAAUUUUUUAUGAUCCCACUGAUGAAUGGGAACCCGAUUUUUCAAAUGCAUCAGUUUCUUUCCUUUCUACAAGGAGGAGAAGUAGAAGUCUAAGGAAGAGCAAGCGAAUUUCUGGAUGUUUAUCUGAGGUAAAGAUGAGGCUACACAAUUCAUACUUACCAGGCUCAACAAAUGCACUGGCCAGCCUGAGCUCAGAUCCACCUGAAUCAUUUCUACCUGGUAUUUGUAAGGAAAUGAUAGGUUCAGCUCUGGAUACGCUGGCACGGACGCAUGAAGAAGAGGAGAGCAUGGCACAAAGCCUAUUAACAACAUUGUGCACCAUAUAUACUGGAGUCAGUGCAUUGACAAAGGCUUAUGAGGAAGCUGAAGAAAGUCAAGAGAACUUUUUCAUUGUUGAUCAUGGUGCUCAGUCUUCCAGCAUCAGGAUUACGUCCAGUUUUGAACAGCUUGUGGUUCUAACCAAGCAUUGGCUGAACUGUUUCCGAAAAAAUGACGAAUUUGUAAAAAUUUAUGAUGAACUAAGGGAAGAUAUAAAACAUUUGGGAGGAUAUCUGCAAUUGCUAUUGCAGGGUGGUUGUUCCGAUCUGUCGUCGGUAGUAGCAGAGGCACAGAGAAAAAUAAUGCAGAUGUUGAAAGAGAUGGUAAAAUACAUAGGGCACUUGGCAGCACUUACUGGCUCAGACCUACAUUUUGCAGCAGAAAAUAAAGGUGAUACAAGCAAUCCAAAGAAGCAGUUCAUAUCAGACCUCUAUAAAGGAAUCAACUUGGGAUUGGAGCAUCUUUUAGAUUGUAUACAGAAAACAUCUAGAGUGAUGCAGAAUGAACUCUCAAAAUGGUACCCACAAAAUGAGGUUCAGAAUCGAAUGAAGAAUAAAGCUAGAGCUUUGGCUAAAGUCAUUGAAAAUAUUGUAUCUGAUUGUAAAAAGAAGGAAGUCGCACGUUUAUUAAGGAGAGAAGAAUCUGUUGACCAGGACUUAGAGAAAGCAACAUGUACAGCUGUUGAAUUCUUGGCAUUGCAUCAUUGUCUAGAUCAAGUCUACCAGAUCAUUACGUCUUCAUUACAAGGUGCAUACAGAAACAGAAGUCCACUCAGAUAUUUUAUAGAAAAGAUUUGUAUUUUAGCUGAGAAUAUUAACGCUCUCUGCAAUCCAUCAUCUUCAUCCAUUAACUCAGCAGACAAUCUUGUCCACAAAAUCCCAGAGCCUCUUGUAAACCAGAGUGAAUUAGAUUCUGUAGCAAAGUCACUCCUUAUAAGUUUUGAACUUGACCUGGGAGAGAAUGCAUUGAAAAUUCAGGGCAGUUGUAUGGAAAGUACUCAGUCGGAAGGAAAACAACUUGAAAGAGGUGAAGCCAUAAACUUUGGGAACCAGAAAGGAGUUCAAAAACGGGAAUAUAAACUUUUGUCUCUACCUGAAAGUUUAGGGGAAUCUUCACCUUCUGGAAUAUAUUGGGUAUGACUUAUUGC